Molecule: messenger RNA, 1334 nt
Organism: Alosa sapidissima (American shad)
Lineage: Eukaryota; Metazoa; Chordata; Actinopteri; Clupeiformes; Clupeidae
Product: neurogenic differentiation factor 2
Exons: 2
Coding region: 122-739 (205 amino acids)
Biological process (GO): regulation of transcription by RNA polymerase II; developmental process
Molecular function (GO): protein dimerization activity; DNA-binding transcription factor activity, RNA polymerase II-specific; RNA polymerase II transcription regulatory region sequence-specific DNA binding
Source: RefSeq, a predicted model, not a curated record
UAUAAAAUCUGCUGGUACUGACAAAAACCUCAGUUUACGUGACAGAGAACCAAGUGAUGAGAUAGGACUGUCACGGCAACCUGAAAAUAACUGUUUCGUCUAACUCACGGCCUGCUUUGACAUGGAGGAUAUGCUUUUUGACUUCGACCAAGAUGCCGCCGCAGACUUCGCCUUUUGGGGACAGAUGGACCCGAAUUUCCAGUUUCAGUCUCAGCUGGACAGUUUGCUCUUCGACUGUGGCACAGUAGUAGGACAGUUGUCGCCGUGGUCCUCUUUUGGAUGUCAGUCUGUAUUUCCCGAUGCUCAGCUGACCUUUACCGAUCUAGACUCUCAGUCCCCACAACCGGAGGCCGGUGCUGAAGUGGACAGCUCCUUACUGGACGAGCCUCAGGAGAUCAACACGCACAGACAGCGACGUCUGGCAUCACAUCACCCAUACAAGGUGCAGAGACACGCGGCCAACAUCCGGGAGAGGAAGAGGAUGCUAAGCAUAAAUUCCGCUUUCGAGGAGCUACGGUGUCACGUUCCCACCUUUCCUUACGAGAAGCGCCUGUCGAAGAUCGACACCCUGAGACUCGCCAUCGCUUACAUCGCCCUUCUGCGGGAGAUAUUGAUAUCGGGCUGUGACCCUAAAUCAUACGUGGAUGAAUGUAUGAAAAACGGCUACAAGAACCAGACCAAUGCUAUCUGGAAUACUAGUGAUCUGACAGCGCGCCUCUCCUGGAUAAAGUGGGAUUAAAGUUGGCCUCUGGAUGGACCAGAAAACCAAGCUGCACAUGAGAGGACGAAAGGGAGGGGAGGGGGGUGUUGUUUAUGUGAAUGCCCAUCCACACUCCCUCCUGUCCACCCUGCUUUUUCUACCUCAACUCUCCGCCCCCCCAGUGCACACACAAACACACAUGGACACACACUCACACACACACACACACACAAAACCACUCUCCCUUAAUGACAGUAUCACGUCUUGGCUGACUGACAUCUGCAGACUUCUCAGCGUGUCUGACUCCAGUGCCGUGCACCGGCUGCUUUUUAUAUUCUAAUUUUGCUUGUCACGCGGAGUCCCGGAGUGCCCCCAGUGCUUUGCCCUGCCACUUGUGCCAUGUGCUGUUUGGGGUAAAUAGGGGCCCAUCUGAAGCCGUACGAGGGCAUAGAGAUGCCACUUGUGUACCCCAGAAGGAGAGUGGAGGAGAAUGAUGAGGCCUUGAGACCCAUGAUGAGCUUUUGAUGUGUUUGUGCGUGUGCAGGACUGAAGAGCAUGGCUUUGCCCAUGUACAAGUGUGCUCAUUUCCAUUUGAAUAUUUUGUUCAUCUGCACCACUUGAUGUGUAAAAUAUC